Messenger RNA from Danio aesculapii, 1416 nucleotides. RefSeq names its product tRNA methyltransferase 13 homolog (gene trmt13). The record is from RefSeq and is a predicted model, not a curated record. Lineage: Eukaryota; Metazoa; Chordata; Actinopteri; Cypriniformes; Danionidae. Gene Ontology annotation, biological process: tRNA methylation.
AGAAUGGAGGGCUCCACAGCUGACGGCGUGUCGGCGCCUUUACCUGGACGAUGUGCUUUUUAUGUAGUAAAAAAGAAACGAUACUGCAAGAUGAUAGUUGGGAGUGGGAAAACCUUCUGCGGAGAGCAUGCAAAUGCUAGUGAUGAGAGCGAGAGAAAACGGAUACCCUGUCCUUUGGACCCCAAACACACUGUAUUUGAAGAUAAUUUGACUAAACACCUGAAGAAAUGUAACUCCAAGGAGAAACCAAAACCUAUUUAUUACGUAAAGGAUAUCAAUGCUGGGUGUGCAAGUGAAGAUGAAACCGUUAAAGAGAUAUCCAUUGCUGAUCGAACCAAAGAGGAACUGGAUGAGUUGAUGAAACUCAAAAAUGCAUUGCAAGGACUAAAUACCAAGCUCAUUGAAAACACACUUUCACAUUCUGCUCUACACGAGUCUCUAAAUGAUCCUAAGAAUGGAGACUCUGCCUUUAAACACCUCAAACAACAGGCUUCUAUCCUUGGAAACAUGGAGGCUUUGGAACUGCUCAGCCCAAACAGAUGCUACAUAGAGUUUGGUGCUGGGAAAGGAAAACUGUCCCACUGGAUUCACGUCGCUCUUAAAUCAGCUGAAAAUGAAUUUUUACUUGUGGAAAGGUCCAGUACUCGCUUUAAGGUAGACGGCAAGCACAAUGCAGACUCCACUUUUGACAGGCUUCAAGUGGAUAUUCAGCACCUAGAUCUGCGGAAAGUUCCUCUUCUGAGAGAAAAAGGACUUCCCGUUAUUGGUGUUGGGAAGCACCUCUGUGGUGCAGCCACUGAUCUGGCUCUUCGGUGUUUAUUUGAGUACAACUGCACCAGCAAAGACGAUGAACCUCCAAUCAAGCGUGUAAAACUUAAUCAGGCAGAGGGUGCUGGUGGUGAAGAUAUGAAGCCUGUUCCAUUAACUGAAGGCAGGGAAACAGAUAAAGAGAUUGUAGUGUCAGGACUGGCCAUUGCGUUGUGCUCACAUCGGUGCGACUGGAGACAUUAUGUGGGAAAAGAGUUCUUUAGGGAACGAGGACUUGGACCUGAAGAGUUUGCAGCCUUUCAGCGCAUGUCGAGCUGGGCCACUUGUGGCAUGAGAAAAGCAACAGAAACAACAAGUGAACAGCAAAGAGACGAAGAGGAAGAACAUGAGAUGAGCGAUGAAGCUGUACCAGAUACCCUCAAUGGAUUUAUGUCAGUUGAAGAUCGGGAACAGAUCGGACGGCUUUGUAAACGUCUAAUUGAUCAUGGCCGAGUGCAUUACCUCCAGCAGAAAGGCUUUAAAACAAGCAUGAAAUACUACACCAGCAGAGACGUAUCAUUGGAGAAUGUGUUACUAACGGCAAUUCCCCCAAAAAGUCUAAUCUAAAUCGCUUUCCUAAAGCAAACAAGCAGAGGACACAUAUGCUUC